CAUCGACGUCGAUUCUAGUUGCGUGCUUGCUCACUUACUCCCCUCAAUACUAUAAUAUUCACCUUGCUACUCAAACUGUGCACCUGUUCCCUCCACACCUCCUCUAUUGUAUCUCCGCCCACGCCGCUAACAUGUAUGCUGCGCUCACAUGCCAUCCUCCACUGGGACAGACUACGACAAUACCUUUCGACAGAAAGGCAGUCAAAUUCACCGUAUUGAUUGAAAGCUCGGCUGGAUCAGAGAAGACGUGGGAAGCUGCAUUGUGGCAUAACUUCGAUGACCAGGAGAAGUGGACCAGUCUGAAUCUCAGGCCAGCACAGGAGCCGUCCCUUACAGUCGUCAAAGCUAGUCGGAAUAACGUCCGACGCCAGUUCUUCACGAUCGAGCUGCCUGGGCGCCCGAAACACGGUGGUUCAUUGUCCUAUACCAUCACGUUCCGAGCUGGCGAUAACGAACCUUGGAAAUGGGCUAACGAGCAGUUGCCCACUACGGACGGACGCCUGAUCUACCAAUCGCAAGAUACAUUGAGCGAUGACUUGGCACAUUACAUCAACGCGUUGCCUCCAUAUCUACAAAUUGGGAAAGAGCCAAGUGACUCUCCGGAGACGUUGUUGUGGUCUAUCACCAGUCCUGUCAAAGCCGCCUCUGGAACUACUUCAGGCUACUCGAGCAACAGCCUGGGCAGGCCCUUGGAUUUUGCGCGUUGGUUCGCAUUGGUGCGUCUGUGGAGCCCUUGGUUGGCCCCAAGACAGGGCAAGGAUCGCUUUCAACCCGACAAAGAAGCUAUCCUUGCAACGUUCGAACGUGAAGAUGGCUCACAUUUGGUUGUCCUAGCGGUCAGUGGGGUAGACGAUGUGUUGACAACCUUGGGUCAUGAUGGCGAGGGGCGGAUCGUUAUCCACUCCCGUAACGACAGCGGGGAAGACGGCAUUUCGCGAUUAGUCGCUGCCGUGGGCAAGGACUUGAAUCAUGCAAUAGCAGCGGUGAUGUACCACGCAAGAAAGCUGGUCAUGAAAUACAGUGUAGGAACUGAAGAGGCGGAAGCUGAGUUCAAGGCGCUGGCAAACGACUUCAAGCCAGAGUGGCUGGAGAACUGGUAUGACGGACUUUCGUAUUGCACAUGGAACGGCAUUGGACAGCACCUCACUGAGCAAAAGCUCUUUGACGCCUUGGAGUCGUUGGCUAAGAAUGAGAUUAAUAUCAGCAACCUCAUUAUUGACGAUAACUGGCAGUCUUUGAAUCAUGAAGGCGGUGAUCAGUUCAAGAACGCAUGGGUCGAGUUCGAAGCGACUAAGAAUGGGUUCCCGCGCGGCCUCAAGGCGACAGUCGGCGAAAUCCGCAGCAAGUACAAGAACAUCAAGCACAUCGCAGUAUGGCAUGCACUCUUCGGUUACUGGGGCGGUAUUGCACCUGAAGGCAAGAUUGCGAAAGAAUACAAAACCACCGUGGUUCAGAAAAAGGAUGGAGUAUCAGGAGGGAAAUUUACUGUGGUUGCCGAAGAGGACGUCGACCGCUUUUACAAAGACUUCUACCAGUUCCUCAGUUCAGCUGGUAUCGACUCGGUCAAAACUGACGCUCAGUUCUUCCUCGAUGAACUGGACGAUGCUACGGAUCGCCGGAGUCUGAUCAGGUCAUACCAAGAUGCUUGGAACAUCGCACAGCUGCGCUACUUCUCUGCUAGGGCCAUCUCGUGCAUGUCGCAAUCACCCCAGAUGGUCUUUCACUCACAGCUUCCCUCCAACAAGCCACGCAUACUGCUACGCAACUCAGACGACUUCUUCCCAGAAGUCCCUGCUUCUCACCCCUGGCAUAUCUUCUGCAACGCGCAUAACGCUAUUCUCAAUCAGUAUCUUAACAUCCUCCCUGACUGGGACAUGUUCCAGACGUCUCACGAUUAUGCCUCAUUUCACGCCGCCGGACGUUGUGUGUCAGGUGGACCAAUAUACAUCACUGAUGUACCUGGGCAACACGAUAUCAACCUGAUCGGUCAGAUGGCGGGAAACACUCCUCGCGAUGAUACGGUUAUCCUUCGCCCUCACACAGUCGGCAAGAGCACAUCGGCCUACAAUUCCUACGAUGACCCUGUUUUGCUGAAGGUUGCGACCUACGUUGGGAUGGCCCACAGUGGCGUCAGUAUACUGGGCAUAUUCAACUGCACACAGCGACCCCUUUCCGAAUUGAUUGGGCUGGACUCGUUCCCCGGUGCCGAGAAGGGCACAUAUAUCAUCAGAAGUCAUACCAGCGGUCAAGUCAGUAAACCUACCAGCAGCGAAAGUAACGAUUCUUUUGUUCACUUGGAGCUACCAACUCGAGGAUGGGAGAUACUUUCUGCCUUCCCGCUACAGUCCUUCAAGUUGAAGCGCAGCCACGAGGUGAAGGGCCCAGACGAAGUGCAAGUAGCAAACUUGGGUGUCUUAGGCAAGAUGACCGGAGCUGCUGCAAUUGUGAACACAGAUAGCUACGUUGACCGAUCAUCAGGCCGGCUGCGAAUCUGGACGUCUCUGAAGGUGCUGGGCACAUACGGCCUUUACAUCUCCGGACUCAAGCACCGCAAUCUGGACGACGACAUUAUGGCUUUGAUCUUUGGACGACCUAUCGCAAAGCAUUGUGUCAAGGUCAGCGAAAAAUGUGGGGAUGUGCUCGAAAUAGACACAACAAGAGCAUGGAAAGAAAGUGACUCGAAGGCUUCUUGGAGUAACGAAGUGGCCGUGGAAGUUGUCAUUCGAUGAACAAUGAGCCCGCAAUGUUUCUUUGUGCAUACACCAUUGUCAUCGACAUUGUUUCUCGGGUGUUCAUUUCUUGUCUUCUCUGUUCUCCCUUUUCUUUGACGCCGGCGUUUCUACAAAGAACGUCUUCUCCGAACAAACAAUGCGCUUG
Messenger RNA from Macroventuria anomochaeta, 2877 nucleotides. Its product is annotated as glycoside hydrolase family 36 protein. The record is from RefSeq and is a predicted model, not a curated record. The coding region runs from base 132 to 2729 and encodes 865 amino acids. Lineage: Eukaryota; Fungi; Ascomycota; Dothideomycetes; Pleosporales; Didymellaceae. The transcript is spliced from 4 exons.